Messenger RNA from Eurytemora carolleeae, 2611 nucleotides. Its product is annotated as protein patched homolog 2. The record is from RefSeq and is a predicted model, not a curated record. The coding region runs from base 273 to 1532 and encodes 419 amino acids. Lineage: Eukaryota; Metazoa; Arthropoda; Copepoda; Calanoida; Temoridae. Gene Ontology annotation, cellular component: membrane. The transcript is spliced from 17 exons.
UCUUAUUCAUUGGAAACCAGUUGGUGAAAUUCCCCAUCAAGAUAUGUGUUUUGGUGUUGACAGUUCUAUAUCUGGUAGGAGGUAUAUGGGGUACACUCUCAUUAACACAGGAGUACUUACCAGAAUGGCUGCUACCCCCUGAAUCUGAAGUUUCAAAGUGGUUUGUGAGCAAAGGUGAAUAUUUCCCCUCUGUGGGGGAACCAGGGGUUAUUCUUAUCUCACAAAUAAACAUCCCUCAGGAGUUUGAAAGAAUAGAUGAACUGGUGGAGAAAAUGAAGUCCCGAACUGAAAAUAUUGAUGAAAUAAAUUCCUGGCAUUCUCAUUUCAGGGAGUAUAUUGAAACGUACAAACAAGGGAAUACUAGUUUUCAGGAUUUGAUUAAAGAUGACGCAUACUUUAGAAAGAAGCUUACGCAAUUUCUCUUCAGUCCUAAGGGAGCAAUCUAUCAAGCAAAUUUUUGGUUUGCUGAGAAAUUGGUUUGCGGUAAACCAGCACCAGAUAUACUGCUCCAGGCAAUACCUUUUUCUCAUUUACGUUUUGAGCGUUCAAGUGAAUGGAUUCCUGCAAUGGAAGAGGUAGAGGAGAUAGUGGAAUCAAUUCCAUUCAGUAACUACUCAUUUCCGAUAGCUCUAACGUAUAUAAACUGGAAAACUGAUGCUAUUGUUGGUACGGAGCUUUUAAGGAAUGUGGGGAUAGCUUUGAUCUGUAUAUUUCUGACAACUCUGAUCAGCCUGGGUAGCUGGAGGGGUAGCCUUCUGGUCAUGAUGUGCGUCCUUCUAACCUGCAUAGAUGUAACUGGGUUCAUGCACUGGUGGGGCCUCACUAUUGAUAUAACAUCGAUGAAUGUAAUAAUAAUCAGUGUUGGUUUAUGUGUGGACUUUUGCGCUCACAUUGUACAUGGUUUCUUAACAGGACAGGGAACAAGAGAGGAGCGGGUUCUCUACGUGAUGGAAAAGGUUGCCCCUGCUGUUAUGAACGGAGGGUUUAGUACCAUUCUUGCUCUUUCACUUUUAGUUACUUCACGUUCCCAUAUUUUUAUAUCCUUCUUUAAAAUCUUCCUCUUGAUUUGUCUAUUCGGCCUCUUCCAUGGUCUCGUCACACUUCCGGUCGUCCUAGCCUGUAUUGGGGCGACGGAGGAAAACUCAGAAAAUAAAGAGGAAAAGGGAAAUGACCAAACUGCUGAUGUCGAUGAAGGUUUCAGGCAUGGAUCUGAGAUGAACAAAAAUGUGCGGAAAGAUGCCGCUGAUGAUGUAGAGAUUGUACCAGAAGAAAUAGUUCUGUUAAGUACAACAGGAGCAGCUGAAGUUGAAAAUCCGCCAAACUGUGAGAAUACCUCAAACAAUAACCAAGAACUAGAGAAAUUAUCGCUUAAAAAUCUAGAAUGUUCGAAUGAAAGUGCGGCAGAAAAAUCGACGAAAAAUUUUACCUUAAAUAAGAUUUUACGUCAUUCUAGAAACAAAUCAGUGAUGCUAAAAAAAUGCCCAGAACAAAAUACCUCAAACCAGAAUUUAGAAUCUGCAGGAAAUGUUUAGAUUCGAGGCUGUUCCUUUUCAACAUUACAAUGGUCGACCAGAUAAUAUCUCCAACUGUGUGCGUCCUAAGUAUCUAUCUAUCAUUCUAUUAAAUAAGAAUCUAGCUUGAGACAUCUAGCGCCAGCGGCAAAGCCAUCGCCCCCCAAUGUACAUCAUCAGGACGGACUUUGGUCACAAUCAAAUGGUCGUUGAAAGAAACGGCCUCGUGAUGCAGGGUGUCUCAAAUCACACUACUGUCCUUUAAGUAUGAUUCAAUUUAUAAUAUUCUGUCACUUUGAAAUCUAUAAAUGAUCAAUAAUCAAUUGACAUAAUUUUGUAUUCACAAAAAAUAUGAUUGGAAAGGUUUUGUAGACUUUAAAAAAUGACUUUCUAAAUUCAAUACAUAAUACGCAUUGUUUUCUUUACAUAUUCUUUGAGACAUCCUGUAUUGUUAAGUUCUAGAUAAUAACCAUCCAUUUGUCUUUACAGUUAAAAUUAAUCUAUUAAUAUUUUUUUACGUCUCCAGCUCCGUAUCCGUUAUUUAUUAAGAGCCUAAUUGCGCCUAAUUACUUAAAUAAAAAGCUCAUUGUAAAAUAUACUUAUCACCAGCACUGUGAAUAAUUUUAAGAGAUAUUAAAUUAUUGUUAAACAUGAGAGCUGAGAGACGAAUUGAAAAACGUUUUUAAUCUUUGAAAUAAUUUUUUUUGUGAUCAUUAUUCAAGAGGUAUGACGGUAAAUUAGGUUUACAAAUAAAUGCGGCAAAUUAUUUCAAAGAUCGAAGUCGAUCCUCAACUCGUCUCUCAACUGUCAUGUUAAAAAAACCAACCUAUUGGAUAAAAUGGAUUACUAUUUUGAAUUAUCCAUAAUAACUUCUUGCAGGUGUUCUGUGUACACUUUCUCUCAUUUGCCGGGCCAUAUGAAAUUCUCUGUAUUUAAUUCUGAAAAGUUAUGUAUUUAGUUAUGUACAAUAAACAAACAGUGAAAACCUGAAAACGGUGGAUUUCUCGUAGUCUCUAUCGAACUGUUAUUUUAUCAAAUAACUUUUAUAUACAGGGUGUCCCAAAAAACAUGGGAAUUCAGCGACGAAUUGGAUAUUGUCU